AACAGAGGGCCGCCGCCGUUGGCCGGGCGCGUCUCUUCGCGUCGCUGUGGGCGGGGAGGGAGGAGGUGUGCGCGGUGAAUAUUAAUGAGCCCCGCCCCUCCGCGCUCUUCCCCCGUGAGAGGUGAUGUCACGAGAGCUGCCCGUGUUCGUUCCAGCUGACUCCAGCCGCGGUCCGAGAGCGAGAGAGAGAGAGAGAGAGAGAGCGAGCGAGCGAGCGAGCGCCUGGAGAGAAAGCGAGGGAGAGGAAAGCGGUCGCAACAAACUAACGAGAGAAAAGAAAAGAGACAAACAAAGAAGACAGCAACAGCCGUCGAGCUCAACUUCGUCGCGUUUUAUACUUUAUUGGCUUGCGCGUGAACGCGUUUGUCUAUCCGUUUUUUUUUCAGUUUCAUUUUGAUUCCCACCCACAGAAAAAAAAGCGACUGGAUCUCUGCUCCCGUGCAGACUAGCUGCCCUUCUGCUGCAGUUUAUGAGUCGCUCGCCUUCGUCGUGUGAGAUUUGUUGCACCUCUGACUCCAUGGACGGCCGUCGUUUCCAGCGGAUUCCGUUUUUGGGAGAAUAUGAACGUCCUGGCCGGGAACAGCGCCAACUUAGCUUGGUGACAAAUGUCAACAAAUGAACGGACUGUCCACUGACCGAGACGUCGAGGCUGGAGGUGCGAUUAGCGGUCAGCAACUUUGUUGAUCCGGCAGAGAGAGAGAAAGAGAGUGAGAGAGGGGGAGAGACAGAGAGUGAGAGAGGGAGAGAAUCGCCCAGGGCGGCAGGUUUAAACACUCUUAAAGGCGCUCGCAGGUCUGAGACGGAGAUGGAGCGAUCCCGCUGAACUGAACACGCUGUACCGGACGUACACACGCCUUCGAGUUUCCACAUGGAAAUGGAUUAAGUGCAGCGCUCCGGGGAAACAUUCUGGACGCAGUUAGGGGCUCAGACCCGCCCAUUUCUAUCUCCUGUACCCUCUGAAAGGCCAGAGUGAGGGACUCAGUCAGCUGUAAGUGAGGCCGUACUUCUACAACAACGCCUGGUUGUGCUGGCUUCAGAGUUAGUCGGUGGUCGAACCUCAGCCAAGUUGUUGUCAGGCUAUGUCCAGACAACUGUCUCAGCUUUUACCUCCAGAGCUGCCCGCUGGAGCCAGUCCGCAGUUUGGUCCUGCCAACCCAGCGCCUUCUACUCCUAAUGGCCCCCUGAACUCCAUGGCCAGUCUAAAAUCUCUUCUACAGCUUCCUAUUAAAGGUGACAACAGAGCGAAAGACUGCUGUGAGAUGAAAGAUAAAGAGAAGCCCUUAGACUCUGAUGAGGACUCACUAGGUGGGGUCGGGGGCGUGACCGGGGGCGGAGGUGCCAUGCGCAGCUCAUCCCAAUCGGCCUUCCUGGGACCAUUACUGUGGGAGCGCACCCUACCGUGCGAUGGCAGCCUGUUCCAGCUGCAGUACAUGGACCUGGAGGAGUUUUUGACGGAAAACGGGAUGGGCUGCAUGCCGUCAGGGAACGCCUCCAGCGCCCAGGCCCAAAUUCCCUCGCAGAGCACGCAGUCAGCCGUACCUAGCCAGAGCUCCCAGUGCCCCCCCUCCUCACCACCCCCCUGUUCCUCCUCUGCAUCCUCCAUCUCCUCCCUCUCCUCCUCAUCCUCCUCUUCCUCCCUGCUGGGCCUGGACGUGCCGCAGGGCCCGACACCGGGGAUGCUGGGAGGGCCUGAGUGUCUGCAUGGAGGGCAGGCAGUGCAGCAGGACCCCUCUCCAAGCUCCUCCUGCCCACCUCCACCAGUGCCCCUGCCCACCAACGCUGCUGAUGUGAUGGUGAACUUUGACCCAGACCCCGCUGACCUGGCCUUGUCCAGCGUCCCAGGCCAGGAGGCCUUCGACCCCCGGAGACAUCGUUUCUCUGAAGAGGAGCUCAAGCCCCAGCCUAUGAUAAAGAAGGCCCGCAAAAUGCUGGUGCCAGAUGAUCAGAAGGAUGAAAAGUACUGGAGCCGUCGCGUCAAAAACAACGAGGCAGCCAAGCGCUCACGAGACGCUCGGCGACUGAAGGAGAACCAGAUUUCCGUCCGCGCUGCUUUCCUUGAGCGGGAGAACGCCACGCUUCGACAGGAAGUAGCCGAUAUGCGCAAAGAGCUGGGCCGCUGUCGCAACAUCAUCAACAAGUACGAGAGUCGCCACGGAGGCUUAUGAAGAGGAGGACUGAGAAGGACGAGAGGAGAAGCGAUUCAUUCAAUGUUUGGAAGAAGAAAGCAAGAGUUUAUAGACAGGACUGUUGAACCAGACAGCAGUUUAUUUGCGUACUUGUUUCAAACUUGCACUGCGACACUUGCAGACUGUGUUUCUAUGUGAGUGGUGGCUUCGGUGAAGGUUGUGUUGUGCAUGGCUGCAAACAAGUACUUUGGCGAACAGUUUAAUAAUCAUAGUCGAAGGGAAUGCUCACAAUGUCUAGACAUAAACACUGUUCAGCGUACUUUUUCCAAACCUUUCUGUGAGUAUUGAUCUUUUCCUGCCUUUUUUUUGGCGGGCGAACUGAGUUCCUGCCGAUUUUUAAGGGUGACUGUCAAGCUCGUGUGCGGUGUUACCCAGACCUUUUGAACAUUCCUUCAUUGUUUUGGCUAAUUUUCUUAGAGAGAGGGUUUUAUGAGGCGACCCAGGUGUAAUUUUUUCUAUGACAACAACAAAAAAAUUGUAUAUUUUUGAACUGGUUAGGCACAGAUAAGACGGAAGGAGGGGAGGACGAGACAACACAAAGAGAUUUUGACAUAGGAAAAAAAUAUAUAUGUAUAUUUUUAUACUUACAGAAGCAGACAGGUGAAGAGAUUUUGGAAAAUAAUCUUUUUUGUAUAUUUUAUAUAUGGGUGGGUAGGGGUAGUUGUAGAGAAAGAGGGCUAGAUGAAGAUGUUGUCAACCAUAAUCAGGAUCGAGUUUGUUUGGUUGAUUCUAUUUUAGAUGUAAGGAAUUCUCUGGAAGAUAUAUUUUAGAUGGAGAAGAUAGAGAAUGGGCUGAAACAGUGGCAGAUAAGGUGGACGGAUGGAGGAGGAGGACUUUGCUAACAAAAAUAAACAGUUGAAGGUGAACCGAAGAGCGAAACGAGAGUCACGCCGAUUGGAACUUUGUUGUGGGUUCGUUGAAGCACUUAAUUUGAUGUCGUCAUUGUCGUCGUCGUCUUCUUCUUGAUUCCUUUCUUUCUUCAGCCUCAGCAUGUGUUUGGUCCUGAGUUAAAAGAGGAGGGAGAAAAAGAGAUAGGAGAUAUUGGAAAGCUCUGGACACUACAUCCCGUCACCACAUCCAAGGAAUUUCAUGUACAAAUCGUUUCUCCAUGUAUAUAUUUUAAACAUUCAAGCUACAACGUCUUCAUAUAUAUCCUGAAAUACAUAAAUAUAUAUAGUUGUAUACAGACACGCACACAAACUGGACCUUGGUUCGCAUGGCCAGUACGACGCAACGCACAAAAACGACUCCUUGUAUGAAGUCUACACACAUACUCGAAGCUAUUUCAGUACAGUGAUCCCUGUUUUCUCACUCCAUCUCUUUCUCUCACUCCCUCGGUUCUGCUUUUUUUCCACAAGCGAUGAUGCUGAUUUGGAAUUUUUUACGCCUGUGUUAAGUUGGCAAUGAGUGGGUUGCAUGGUGGCGCAUGCUUGUGUACUGUACGAUCAGCACAGACACAAAAAACCCAUCCUUGUGUUGACAACUGUCUUUUUAUAUGGUGCUCACCCAGUUCCUCCACCCACACACACACACACACACAAAUCAAUACAGUACUCGACUGCCUACAACCCUGUUUCUCUUAAUGAUUAAUUUUUUUUUUGUACUGUGGGGAAUUGAAUAUAGACAGAAACACAUGUUUAUAAACCUCCUCAAACUAAACCCAGUGACACUUUACUAUCAAAAGGCUACAUGGCACCCACAAAAGCCUAUCAUACCUGUCAAAAACCUUCAAAAAGGCUAAUUCCAAGAGGUGUUGAUGUUGAUUUCAGCUCAGACAACUGACACUUGUUGUAAUAAGCAUUUAUAAAUGUCUUUAUAGGUUUGUCUGUUGUCAGGAAAGUCUUAUGUAGGCAUCAUGUAGCCUUAUGAACACUGCCCUAAACCCUUACAGAUGAUUUGCACCCUAAUACUACUGUACCAUUAAAAAACAAUGUACCAUUAUAUAAAUAAAUAAAUAUAUAUAUAUUGAAUAUUAAACUAUUAUCUCACUAGGUAUGUGUGUGUACAUGAAUAUAUGCUUGAAUAUGUGAUUUCUAGAUGUAAUUUACAUAACUUGAAUACAUGUAGUAUCUAUACAGAACAUCGUAAUUAUAAUAAAACAAUCUGAUUUCUUGGCCAAUUUGCUCAGGUGUCUGGCUUCCAGAAGCAAAAAUCUUAAAAGUGAUCCGAAAUGAUAAAGAUUCCUCGGACGUAUCUGGAUUAGUAGAAUUCAGAAAAUUCCAUGGAAAUCCAUACUACACUACCAGCUCAUCUUGGGAAGGUUACAAAAACAGUGCUGGACAUAUAACAAAUGUCCUUUGUUGGUUUUACACGUACAGAUUCCAGGAUUUUUCCUUUUUUUCCGUUCUCUUAUUGCUAGUAUUAUCAUUGUUGAUGCUGUUAUAAUUGCUAUUCUUCUAUUUCUUUUCAGCACUUUCUUGCAACAACCUUUGAUAGAAAAUGCAAUGCUCUCUUACCAUCUAGAAUAACUCCAAGACUGUUAUUUGUUGGCACCAUCCACCAAGACUGUACAUGGCUCCAAGUGCAUUGUGGGGGCUGUUGUCUUGUCCUUGUACGUAUGAGUUUAUAUAAGCUGAUACAAACACAUGAGAAUUGAGCAACUGAUGUUUGUUGAUUUUUAAUUUUCUCCUGGAGGAAUUUGAACUACUACUCCUGCCAUCAUUGACUUGGUGCUGCUUUUGCUGCCAAGGGCCACAUGUCGAAGGAGAACAUGCUUUUUGUUACAUCGGAACUGUUUGUAGAAGCUUAAUCGAAACUUUUGACAGUGCUAUUUUUCUAUGUAAAUGUGUACACAUUAAGAGAUUUCACGGGCAUUGGUAGCCUAUCCUCUCUCUGGAGUGACGGUGUCCUACCAAAUGUUAUUGCGGGUAUUGUAUUCAUCUUUUUUUCCCCUCUCCACGUGUGGAAUAUUAACAAGUCCUUGUUAGUGACUGUUAUGAACUACAAAUCCCAAGAGCAUACCACUAUCAAACGUCACUGAUAAUGUCUAUUGUUCCUACCUUUAGGGAUGCUGGGAAAUGUGGUUUGGCUUCUUUCCUGACACACCAAUAAAUGAUUACCCUUAUUCACUGAUACAAAAUCUA
Messenger RNA from Pygocentrus nattereri (red-bellied piranha), 5269 nucleotides. RefSeq names its product D site albumin promoter binding protein a (gene dbpa). The transcript is spliced from 4 exons. The record is from RefSeq and is a predicted model, not a curated record. Gene Ontology annotation, biological process: regulation of transcription by RNA polymerase II. Bases 1080 to 2165 code for a protein of 361 amino acids. Gene Ontology annotation, cellular component: nucleus. Gene Ontology annotation, molecular function: DNA-binding transcription factor activity, RNA polymerase II-specific; RNA polymerase II cis-regulatory region sequence-specific DNA binding. Lineage: Eukaryota; Metazoa; Chordata; Actinopteri; Characiformes; Serrasalmidae.